GUUUGUUUUAAUUAAUGCUUUUAUUUUUUGAAUAACCAAAAAGUCAUUAAAUUAAAAUUUUCCUGAAUGUUAAUGAGGUUAAUUUGGGUAAGAUCAGGAUUCAGGUCGCCGCUUUUGAUCCGUCAUUUUAGUUUAUUAUUAUCCCACCAAUCGUUUCCUGCUCUGAUUUUUAGAGGUAAAAAGUUGUGUUUGAAGUGGAGACAGACUCCAUGCGCCAGGCUGAGGGUCCUGAGCUGAGGGUCCUGAGCUGAGGGUCCGGAGCUGAGGGUCCUGAGUUGAGGGUCCUGAGCUGAGGGUCCAGAGCUGAGGGAUUCAGAUCUGUUGCUUUAAGCAGAGAAAUCUGGGAGGAGGUUAAGGAAACGAUCCUGAAGGACAGGAAAGUGACUGAUAAAGUCAACAUACCGACUUUCACUUCAUUUUCUCCUGUCCAGGACAGCGAGAGUUCAGGGAUAGAGUAUGGAGGUUCCACAGGGGUUCUUCGUUCUACUCAUGGCUCUUCUGACGCCUCCUGAAGACUCUGCGGUCAGUGCAUCGUCAGCCAUCCUCAUCACUCCGGAAAAGCCUCUGGUCCAGCUUGGGAGUUCGCUGAACAUCAACUGUUCAGUGUCCUGCUCACCUGGGAAGCCCAGAUGGGACAUCGUGACAGACUCCACCUCAGUGAGCCCAGACAAUCAUGACCAGUACAGCAUCUUGAAGAUUCCGAACGUCACAGUGGACGACGCGUCUUUCACGUGUAAAGCAACAUGUGGGCAGAAAACACAAACUGCUGCUGUUAAACUUUACCAUUUUUCUGCCCUGAGCAUCACCGCUGACCCAGAGGAGCCGGUGCCCGGUCAGCAGUUCUUGCUGAAGUGCAGAGUGGACGUUCACCGGGAAAUGACGGCCGAGCUGAAGCUGAAGCGUGAGGAGACGGUGAUGAUUGAGCAGACUCUGUGUAAAGACAGUGAAGACUUCCAAUCUAGACACUGUGAGGUCUCUGGGCUCACUGAGGCCACUCAGCUCCCCUACCAGUGUGAGGCUACACUGCGGAGGGAGUCGUCACAACACACACAGACAGCUGAGUUACAGCUGCAGCUCAAAGAACCUCUGAGUACAAAACCUCCAAUAAAGGCCACAUCACCACCGGCAGAACCUCCGUCCACAGCAGCCCUGAACACUGAGAGAGUUCCUGUCCAGACAGAGCGACCGCACCCUCAGUCCACCGCUGCAUUUAAAGAAUCUGCUGCUGUGAGUGAAACCUCUCCUGUUAAAGCCACGUCAUCUACAGCAGCUGGAGCGGAGACUGAGGCUCAGUCCUCUAAAUCCGGGCAGACUGUGAUGGUAAGUGUGCCAGUCAUUCUGGUCAUUGUGGGCAUUCUGGCUGCCCUGACUGGCCUGUUUUGCUUCUGGAAGAAGCGUGAGAGUCAGGAGAAACCAGAAGGAGAAAUGCCUCCACCCUAG
Colossoma macropomum (tambaqui) is the source of this 1440-nucleotide messenger RNA. RefSeq lists its product as uncharacterized. The transcript has 6 exons. The record is from RefSeq and is a predicted model, not a curated record. Bases 457 to 1440 code for a protein of 327 amino acids. Lineage: Eukaryota; Metazoa; Chordata; Actinopteri; Characiformes; Serrasalmidae. Gene Ontology annotation, biological process: cell adhesion. Gene Ontology annotation, molecular function: integrin binding.